Messenger RNA from Diachasmimorpha longicaudata, 1226 nucleotides. RefSeq lists its product as uncharacterized. The record is from RefSeq and is a predicted model, not a curated record. Lineage: Eukaryota; Metazoa; Arthropoda; Insecta; Hymenoptera; Braconidae. The transcript has 2 exons. The coding region runs from base 437 to 778 and encodes 113 amino acids.
AAUUCUUAGUUACUCGAAAUCUUAUUCUUCCUAAUAAACUUUCCAUAAACAAAGUAACGCACUGACUGAACCACUCGACAACGAUAUUGGGAUGCAUUGGGUCCAGCGCCCCGCUGUUACCCCCCACCCCUCAGUAAACCGCCAAUGAAACUCUGCGCGGCCGUAUACACCGCCGAGCCAAUCAGAAAAUUCGGGCGCUGCGGACUGCUUAUAAAAGGCGCGCACUCCGGCUAGUUGGGUCAGAUCGUUGGAGACCGCGGAGGAAAGCGGACGCAGCAGAAGAAGAUUAAAAUCGAAGAAGGACCAACCCGAGGAGAAUACGAAGUCAACAAGGAUAACAUCGGAAGCAGAACGAAAAGGACGAGCAUGGGAAUAAUCCGCAAUGGAAUACUACAAAACAGUAUCCAUACCCAGUACUACAGACUAGUCUAGAAGGAUGUUCCAAAUUUUUGGAUCACAACGAAUAUCCAAAUGUCGGAGACUCAUUGGGAACCUGGAUAUUGGAAGCAGAAUAAUAAGGACAAGAAUCGAAAUAACUGACAAUGUAAAUAUCUACAAAAGAAUAUCCAAAACCGAUACUGCAGCUAGCCCAGAAGGAUGUUCCAAGUUUUUGGAUUACAACGAGAUGUUGGAGACUCAUCUGGAACCUACAUACUGUUACUGGUUGACAACAGGACUCAUGCAUAGCUUCUCUAUCGGGUUACGGUGCUUUAACGUUGGGUCGGAAACUCCCAUGACUACUAUAAUAAUGUUAACCCAGUUGCACUCGGGACAGUGAUGUGACUAACAAAGCCGCGUAAAAAAGUGAAUCUAAAAAGUUGUUAAAAAAAUUAUAACGUGAGGUUAUAUCGGCCAGUGCAGGCGUGACCAACGAACCGAGGUCAUUUUCUCUCGGGUAGAAGAGCUGACGACGGACAAAGUCAACGAGACAGAAACGCACACACUUCGUCAUCGAUCUUGGUAUGUGUAGUAACCCAGAUUUUUUUUCCUUUAUCUUUUUUUCGUUGUGCACUUCUUUUUUUUCCCUCCUGGGAAAGUCAUCGGUUUCCUACAACGGUGAAAUAGGGAUCUAUUAUUUGCACUCGGCCAAUGCCAUUCGCUUGAUAGAACGUAAGAGGUAGAUUCGGCUUGGACGCACGUACGCCUUCGAUUGGGCUCUUCAAGAAUGAUUGCGCACUGCUGCAUUUGGUACACGAUUUUAUUAUGUGAGGGAAGUUAGGAGAGUU